GCCAUGGACAACGGGUCGUGCUGCCUCCUCCGGGAGGACUCCAUGGCGCAGGUGAUGCCGCCGCUGCUGAUCCUGUUCUUCGUGCUGGGCGCCCUGGGCAACGGCAUGGCCCUGUGCGGCUUCUGCUUCUACAUGAAGACCUGGAAGCCCAGCACCAUCUACCUGUUCAACCUGGCCGUGGCCGACUUCCUCCUGAUGGUCUGCCUGCCCUUUCGGACCGACUACUACCGCCGAGACCGGCACUGGGCCUUCGGGGACGCGCCCUGCCGGCUGGUGCUCUUCAUGCUGGCCAUGAACCGCGCCGGGAGCAUCGUCUUCCUCACCGUGGUGGCCGUGGACCGCUACUUCAAGGUGGUGCACCCGCACCACGUGGCCAACGCCAUCUCCAACCGCACGGCGGCCGGCCUGGCCUGCGCGCUCUGGGCCCUGGUCAUCCUGGGGACGCUGCACCUGCUGACGGAGGACCACCUGUGCGCGCAGGGCGGGACCGCGUCCUGCGAGAGCUUCAUCAUGGAGUCGGCCAACGGCUGGCACGACAUCAUGUUCCAGCUGGAGUUCUUCCUGCCCCUGGGCGUCAUCCUGUUCUGCUCCUUCAGGGUCGUCUGGAGCCUGCGGCGGCGGCCGCAGCUGGCCAGGCAGGCGCGGAUGCGGAAGGCCACCCGGUUCAUCGCCGUGGUGGCCGCCGUGUUCAUCACCUGCUACCUGCCCAGCGUGUCGGCCAGGCUCUACUUCCUCUGCACCGUGCCCGCCAGCGCCUGCGACUCCUCCGUCCACCUGGCCCUGCACGUGACCCUCAGCCUCACCUACAUGAACAGCAUGCUGGACCCCCUGGUGUAUUACUUCUCGAGCCCCUCGUUCCCCAAGUUCUACUCCAAGCUCAAGGUGCGCAGCCUCAGGCCCAAGCGUGCGGGGCGCCCGGGGACGCCGAGGCGGGAGGAGAUGCCCAUUUCAAAUCUCUGUCGCAAGAGCUGCACCGGCGGCGUGGCCAACAACGUGCAGAGCCAGCCCUGCGUGCCCUGAGCCGGCACUCGGACAGACGGACAGACGGACGAACAAAAAAGGACGAAUUCCUGCUAAGGGGUAGGGGGCUUUGGAAGGGCCGUAUCCCCCUCGCUCUGCUGGAAACGCA
Eptesicus fuscus (big brown bat) is the source of this 1129-nucleotide messenger RNA. It is a transcript of the gene HCAR1, whose product is annotated as hydroxycarboxylic acid receptor 1. The record is from RefSeq and is a predicted model, not a curated record. Lineage: Eukaryota; Metazoa; Chordata; Mammalia; Chiroptera; Vespertilionidae. Gene Ontology annotation, cellular component: membrane. The transcript has a single exon. Gene Ontology annotation, molecular function: G protein-coupled receptor activity. Bases 4 to 1020 code for a protein of 338 amino acids. Gene Ontology annotation, biological process: G protein-coupled receptor signaling pathway.